Blepharisma stoltei is the source of this 1189-nucleotide messenger RNA. NCBI's taxonomy places the organism in Eukaryota, Ciliophora, Heterotrichea, Heterotrichida, Blepharismidae. The record is from the annotation of a GenBank genome assembly.
AUGGGAUGCUGUUUUUCAUCAGACGAUGAUGAAACUUUAAAGCGACCCUUGCUAAAAGCUGACCCAAGCAGCAUUAUAACCCACUAUCCAUCUCCUUCCCAGCUAACUCCUGAAGAUUUUAAAGCAAUCAAGCUCCUCGGCAAAGGGUCUUUUGGAAAAGUUCUUCUCGUAACCAAAAAAGGUACAAGCAAUUACUAUGCUAUGAAGAUUUUGAAGAAAAAAGUUAUAGAAAAGCGAAAGCAAAGGACGCAUACGCUGAAUGAGAAAAAAAUCAUGGAAAAAUCAAACUGCCCUUUUAUAGUCCAAUUGAAAUAUUCUUUCCAAACUAAAGACAAGCUCUAUAUGGUCAUGGAAUAUAAUCUUUAGCUUAAUUAUUAGCCAGGCAUUAGGAAAUUUAACCAAAGAAAAUAUUAGUGCUUAUAGGGCACAUUUAAGGUAAAAAAUAUAUAUGAGUGGCGGUGAGCUUUUCUUUCACCUCAAAAAAUGUGGACGAUUCACUGAAGAAAGAGCCCGAUUUUAUGUCGCUGAAAUUCUCCUGGCCUUUGAAUAUUUGCAUAGCCAUGGAAUAAUUUACCGAGACCUAAAGCCAGAAAACAUAUUACUUGACUACGAUGGGCAUAUAAAAAUCACUGAUUUUGGGCUCAGCAAGCUAGGACUUUCCUCUUCAAACCCCAAAGCUUUUACCUUCUGCGGGACGCCUGAGUACCUCGCCCCAGAAAUCCUUAAAAAUCAAGGGCACGAUAAAAAAGUCGAUUUUUGAAGCCUCGGGGCUCUUCUUUACGAAAUGCUAUCAGGCGCUCCUCCAUUUUAUUCAAAAAAUAGAAACGAAAUGUAUAAAAACGUGUUAAACAAACAAGUAGAAAUGAAGCCACAUUUUUCUAAUGAGGCCAGCGAUUUUUUAUUAAAACUGUUACAAAUAAACCCAGAAAAUAGACUUUCGGAUAUGGAAGAAAUCAAAAAACACCCAUUUUUUAAAGGGCUGGACUGAGAUGAGCUAGCUCAUAAAAAUUAUGAUGCACCUUUUAAGCCAAGAGUGUCAAAUUCUACAGAUGUAAGAAAUUUUGACCCGCAGUUUACGUCAGAGCCUCCAGAGGAUUCGUGCGACUCGACUGUGUCUCAGGAUCCUUUGGUUAAUAAAUACCCAGAUUUUACGUAUAUAGGCCAUGAUGAGCUUUAUGCUGAGGAAUAA